UUUAGUCGGAUUAGAUCCUCCAGUCCGGUACUUUUCAUUACAUGUAAUUCCUAACAAGUCGCCCAUAUCUAGAUUUACGAUACGCCUCAGUAGCACACUUUUAAAAUAACAUACUUUCUGGAAAUUUAGAACUUUGAACCAGAUAAACUUAUUUAUUUACCGUAAAAGUCAAACUGGCACAAAAAACCCAGCUAGGACUUUCAUAGAAAAAUAUCCACUUUUUACCAUCGAGUUUUCCAUAAAAUACACAAGAAAGAAUCUUUUUGUUUAAAGAAAUUUUUAUUUCAAUAUAAUUAAUUUAUUGUGAAUUUCGUCGUCAACGAAAAAUAAAAUACUACACAAAGAGAUGUAUGUAUAUACUUCAUCGUUAAUAGAUUAAUUGGGCCACUAGUUAGGCAUUUUCCUCCAGUGAUAAGUAAUUACCUAUAUGCUUAUUUAGAUUUUAAAUAUUCCUCCGUUCAAACAAAAUGGUUUCUACGAAAUUGUUUUUCAUCGUUUGCACGACACUAUUAAUUGUUUCACUCGUUGGGAAAGCUUUCUCCGUUGAAAAUUUGAGUCUAACUCGAGCAGAGAAACAAAAAUUGGAUCAGUUUAAAGAAGCCAUUUCGAAAAUUACUUUUCCGGCUGAGUGGAUGCAACAGGAAUUGACUCUGGUUCGCUAUCUGAGAGCUCGGGAAUGGGACGUUCGGCGGGCGAAGAGUAUGCUGCAAGAGACGGUCGCCUGGUGGGAGGAGAACAACAUGAAAGACAUUCAAAACGAGGAUUGGACAGACGUUGAGAAAGACUACCCGCUUCACACCGACGGCGUCGAUAAGCUUGGACAACCAGCAAUUGUCUACGCCCUUGCGGAGUGGGAUCUUCGCGGGGCAGCCGUCCAGGGCCGGAUGAACCGCGUAAUCCGCUGGUUCGUUAAAGGAUAUGAUGACGUUCACACGAAAUCAUUUGAGUAUCAAAAACUAGGCAAAACGAACGGAACCCAAUGGAAUGUGAUCGCUGACAUGGACAAACUCUCGCGCCAACAGCAGCUCUGCAUCCAAUGUCUCCGUUUUUACACGGAACUCGGCGUCUUAUUGGAAUCCCGCUAUCCGGGAGCUAUUAGCAAGAUGUUCGCUAUAAAUUCCCCUUCAAUAUUCCAAGUCAUUCUCGGAGUGGUUAAUCCCAUUCUGUCAAAAAGUACUCUGAAUGCUUUGAAAGUGCUCGGAACGAACAAGGAGGAAUGGAGCAAAGUCGUCUACGCUCACUUUGAAAAAGACCAACUUCCUGAAAAUUUGGGAGGAACGAGAAAAUAUGCGCCAGUGUGGAACGAGAUAUAAAAAAUCAUAUGAAUAUUCGACUUAAGACCCAAACCCAUAAAGUAACAGUUUCAGUGCUAACUACUUACAAAUAUUUUAAUAUCAAUAAAUCAGUCGGACUAAUUGCUAACGAAAUUAGAUACACAUACAGAACCGAAGCACUCAAA
Messenger RNA from Folsomia candida, 1459 nucleotides. Its product is annotated as CRAL-TRIO domain-containing protein T23G5.2. Gene Ontology annotation, cellular component: cytoplasm. The transcript is spliced from 6 exons. The record is from RefSeq and is a predicted model, not a curated record. Lineage: Eukaryota; Metazoa; Arthropoda; Collembola; Entomobryomorpha; Isotomidae. Bases 468 to 1313 code for a protein of 281 amino acids.